AGAUGGGAGACUUUGGCCUUGCAAUGGAAAACCCGCAUCCAAAUCCAGCGUUCUUCACGCCAGAAAAAUUCGAUGCCAACUAUCGUCCAUACGGCACGCCAGGAUGGAGGGCACAGGAACAAACAACCUUCGAACCAGAUAGAGGGGUACGAACACAACCGAACAGCGCCACAGACAUCUGGGCCAUCGGUCUCGUAAUUUGGUCCAUGAUCAAGUUAAAAUUAAAUCCCGACAACAUCGAUGAUUGGAAAAACAUGCAGCCCGAGGAACAGCGACGACCAAGCGACUUCACCCAAGCAGAAAGAUCACGAUACGGCGAAAAUUUGUGUGAUCUGAUCAUGAAGUGUCUAGAAUUCUACCCUAGCAACAGAGCGACAGCAGAAACAGUACUGGAACAAGUUGAGAGGUAUACGAGCGGUGCAGAAGAUGAAGUCGAUGGAAUUAGGAAUCUUCCUGCGCAUGACCGGAGAUGGAAUAAAUAUUUGGUCAAGUUAGAGUACGAUAAGUGGGCGAGAGGAAGGGUGUUGAUGGAGACUUUGGAUGAUGAAGAAGGAGAGCUUGAUCAGGAUGUGAUUGUUCCGCCGAGAGGGAAACGGAAAUUUGAUGAGAGAGGGAAGGAGUACUUUGAUGACGAUUCCGAGGAUUCUGAAGAUUAUGGUGGCCGGCGUGGGAAGAAAUUGAGGGAGGCGGAAGACAGUGAUGAGACCGAGUCUGAUGAGGAAGAAGAUUCCGAUGAGGAUGACUAAAUUAGAUUACAGACGUGUCGAGCAGACGUGAUGGCUCGUCAUGGCUAAAUGACAGGCGUUGUCGAGCGUCUGGCUUCCAAUGCAGCAAUAUCGUGUCUUCUGUUAUUAGAUGGUGGAAUGCCGCGGCGGCCCAAUCCAGCAGAAGGACCAAGACAGCUGCGAGUAAGACCAUUUUUCCGAUG
This is a messenger RNA of Pseudocercospora fijiensis CIRAD86, 928 nucleotides long. RefSeq lists its product as uncharacterized. NCBI's taxonomy places the organism in Eukaryota, Fungi, Ascomycota, Dothideomycetes, Mycosphaerellales, Mycosphaerellaceae. The annotation marks the transcript as partial. The transcript has 2 exons. Gene Ontology annotation, molecular function: ATP binding; protein kinase activity. Gene Ontology annotation, biological process: protein phosphorylation. The record is from RefSeq and is a predicted model, not a curated record.